UAGGAGCCGCCACAAUGACGGACCAGUCCUUCAUUUUCGACUUCUACUCCAUCUACGAGGAACUCAACUUCACCUACAAUGACACGGAAUUCGUCAUCGACCCGGAGACCCAGCCCUGCAGCCCCUUCUCCAUCCCGGACGCGGUGACGGUUUUCGUCUGCGUUUUCUACAUCGCCGUCUUCCUCCUGGCCAUCCCCGGGAACCUGGUGGUGGGUCUGGUGAUCGGACUCAGCAAGCAGACGCUGCCCCCUUCCGACCUCUUCCUCCUCCACCUGGCGCUGGCCGACCUCCUGCUGGCCGUCACGCUCCCGUUCUGGGCCACCUCCGUCACCAGGGGCUGGGUGUUCGGCGACACCAUGUGCAAAAUCAUCACCAUCGUGCAGGAGCUGAGUUUCUACUCCAGCAUCCUCUUCCUCAUGUGCAUCAGCAUGGACCGCUACAUGGCCAUCGUGCGAGCCAUGGAGGCCCGGCGGUCCAACCGGCAGCUCAUCAGUUGGACCAUCUGCGCGGCGGUCUGGGCCAUCGGCGCCCUUCUCUCCCUUCCGGGGUUGUUUUACUCCUCCUAUUCCUCCAGCGACUCCAGUCAGACGGUGUGCGCCGAGCUUUACGACCCCGGCAGCGCCAACGAUUGGCGCCUGGCCACGAGGGUUCUGCGCCACUCCCUGGGUUUCAUCAUCCCUCUUUCCGUCAUGCUCUUCUGUUACGGCGUCACCAUCCGGCGCCUGCUCCGCGUCCGCGGCGGGUUCCAGCGGCAACGCGCCAUGAGGGUGAUCGUGUGCGUGUUCGUGGCGUUCCUGCUGUGCUGGACGCCGUACCACAUCGCCGUGAUGACGGACACCUUCUUCAGGGCCAAAAUAGUGGUGUACCAGUGCCCCGCCAGGAUGGCGGUGGAUCAGGCCAUGUUCGCCACGCAGAGUCUGGGCCUGCUGCACAGCUGCGUCAACCCGGUGUUGUACGCCUUCGUGGGGGAGAAGUUCCGCGGGAGGCUGCAGCAGAUCUUGAGGAAAAUGCGCGUCCUGGAGAGGCCGUCGCUGUCCAGGACUAGCAGGUCCUCUCAGUCGUCCGAGGUCACGUCUACGAUUAUGUAAACACAGCAAAGAUUUUGUAAAUAUUUAUUCUUUUUGUUUCAGUGUUUUUCGUAGGAAUUUGUUUUUAGCUUUUUCAAACAUGGGGCUGUCCAAAGAGCCCAUUUAGAUAUAUUUCACCUACAAAACAAUGCAAUAUAUACGUUUACUUUUUUUCAAU
This is a messenger RNA of Nerophis lumbriciformis (worm pipefish), 1245 nucleotides long. RefSeq names its product chemokine (C-X-C motif) receptor 1 (gene cxcr1). NCBI's taxonomy places the organism in Eukaryota, Metazoa, Chordata, Actinopteri, Syngnathiformes, Syngnathidae. Gene Ontology annotation, biological process: G protein-coupled receptor signaling pathway; neutrophil chemotaxis; immune response. The record is from RefSeq and is a predicted model, not a curated record. Gene Ontology annotation, molecular function: C-X-C chemokine receptor activity; C-C chemokine binding; C-C chemokine receptor activity. Gene Ontology annotation, cellular component: membrane; external side of plasma membrane.